AUGGACAGACAAAGAACAUCAAAGGUCAAGAACAAGAAUGCAGCAGCAGUUCAGAUCACUGCUGAACAGCUGCUUAAAGAAGCUGAAAGCUUUAGAGAGAAACCUGCUGUUCAGCCUGUCCAAAAGAUAGCUGACAAGGAAGAGCUUGAUGAUUAUCGUAUGGGAAAGCGUAAAGGCUUUGAAGAUGCUGUUCGACGAAAUAGAACUGCUGUCGGAGCUUGGCUAAAAUACGCUGCAUGGGAGGAAUCUCAGGACGAACUUGAACGAGCAAGAUCUGUUUAUGAAAGAUCUCUUGAUUUUGAACCUCGUAAUCAAACACUUUGGCUAAAGUACGCAGAGAUGGAAAUGAAACAUCGCAACAUCAAUCGUGCUCGUAAUGUAUUGGAUCGAGUCGUUGCUAUUCUUCCUCGUGUAGAUCUAUUUUGGUACAAGUACACCUACAUGGAAGAAUUGCUGGACAAUGUUGCUGGUGCUAGACAGAUAUUCGAGCGUUGGAUGGAAUGGGAACCCUCGGAAGAAGCCUGGAUGGCUUUUGUCAAGUUUGAAAAACGCUAUCACGAAGUGGAUCGCGCACGUCGCAUCUUUCAGCGGUUUGUUCAGCUCAUGCCUCAACCUAAAAACUGGAUCAAAUGGGCAAAGUUUGAAGAAAUUGGUGGAAAUGUUGAUAUGGCACGGGAAAUUUACGAACAAUGCAUGUCGACUCUUGGUGAUGCUUUUAUUGAUCAAAACAUGUACAUUUCAUUUGCAAAAUUUGAAACCCGUCUUAAAGAGAUUGAACGUGCUCGAAUGAUCUUCAAGUUUGCUUUAGAUAAACUACCCGAGGGCCAAAAAGAAAACCUUUACAAUGCUUACACACAGUUUGAAAAACAGUAUGGCGGGAAAGAUGGCAUUGAGCACGUUGUCAUGUCUAAACGCCGUAUCAAAUAUGAGGAGGAACUGGCCGAGACACCUCACAACUACGAUGUAUGGUUUGACUACAUUCGUUUGGAAGAAUCCACUGAUCGACAUGAAAAAAUACGCGAAGUGUAUGAGCGUGCUAUUGCUCAGGUCCCGCCUGCUGCUGAAAAGCGAUACUGGAGACGAUAUAUUUAUUUAUGGUUGUUUUAUGCAGUAUGGGAAGAAACUGUUGCAAAUGAUGUGGAACGUGCCCGUCAAGUGUACAUCAACUGCAUCAAAUUGAUUCCACACAAACAAUUUACUUUUUCCAAGGUAUGGGUCAUGUACUCUCAUUUUUUGAUACGCUUGUUGGAUCUUACUCAAGCUCGCAAAGUUCUUGGCCAAGCUAUUGGCAUGUGUCCCAAAGAAAGGCUAUUCAAAAGCUACAUUGAACUUGAACUUUCUUUGCGUGAUUUUGAUCGUGUCCGCAUUCUAUAUCAAAAAUAUCUCGAGUGGAAUCCUGUCAACUGUUAUGGCUGGAUCAAGUUUGCAGAGUUGGAAAGUAUGCUUGGUGACGAGGACCGUGCUCGAGCCAUCUUUGAGGCUGCGAUUGCACAACCCGCUUUAGAUAUGCCAGAGAUUUUGUGGAAAUCAUAUAUCGAUUUUGAAAUCAAGGAAACCGAAUGGAAGAAUGCUCGCGAGUUGUACCAUCGUUUGCUUCAACUAACUGAUCAUGUCAAGGUGCACAUCAGCUUUGCCAACUUUGAAAUGAGUGCACUGGAUAAUGGCGACACUCAAGCCGCUAUUGCUCAAAGUCGAUCACGGUUUGCCUUGUCCAAUACCCAUUUGCGCAAGACUUCAACAAAAGAAGAACGAGUGCUUCUUCUCGAAGCAUGGCGUGAUUUUGAGCGUCUGCAUGGUACACCAGAAACACUCAAAAGCGUGGUGGCCAAGCUUCCAAGACCUGUCAAGAAACGUAGACGAGUUGAAGAUGAGCAUGGUGCGCCUGCUGGUUGGGACGAGUAUUACGAUUACAUUUUCCCAGAUGAUGAGGAUGAAAAGCCCAACUUUAAACUGCUGGCCUUGGCUCAUCAAUGGAAGAUGAAAAUGGCUGCCAUGGGUGACGAUAAUGAUGAUACAGAAUCUGAUGACGAGGAUGAUGUACAAGACAAGAAUGGUGAUGUGUCUGAACCCGAUACAUCAGAUCAUGAAAAUAAUAGCAAUCAUAAAUAAAUUGGUUUCAUUCGUC
Molecule: messenger RNA, 2125 nt
Organism: Batrachochytrium dendrobatidis JAM81
Lineage: Eukaryota; Fungi; Chytridiomycota; Chytridiomycetes; Rhizophydiales
Exons: 6
Coding region: 1-2109 (702 amino acids)
Biological process (GO): spliceosomal complex assembly; mRNA splicing, via spliceosome
Cellular component (GO): post-mRNA release spliceosomal complex; precatalytic spliceosome; Prp19 complex
Molecular function (GO): protein binding
Source: RefSeq, a predicted model, not a curated record